Molecule: messenger RNA, 2857 nt
Organism: Hipposideros armiger (great roundleaf bat)
Lineage: Eukaryota; Metazoa; Chordata; Mammalia; Chiroptera; Hipposideridae
Gene: COL13A1
Product: collagen type XIII alpha 1 chain
Exons: 38
Coding region: 544-2628 (694 amino acids)
Source: RefSeq, a predicted model, not a curated record
UUGGGAAGUAGCACGGAUUGCUCAUCCGAUCCGUGCAGCCGCAGCUAGUGUGUCAAGUUACAGAGGCGCCGGAAUCGGCUCCAGGGCUCCUCAGCAGUGGCCACGACCCACCUUUGCCCAUGGGGCCCUCCAUGUGCGCCCCUUCGCCCUGGGACUGAAACUGGCUCGCCUGGGAGACGCUUGACACCAAGAAGCACCGGCAGCGCAGAACCAACCAAGGACUCUGCAGAUACUUGAAGGGAAAGACGGGGCGGAGAGGAGAGCCGGCCAGAUUCUCCUCACUUUCCUGGACUUGGAAGAUUCUUCGAAGUAACUUUGUCUCACCUGGGCGUCCCCCGAUUGCCGCUGGUUGUGUUUUCUCGGCUUUCUCCGCUCCUGCUGCUAAUUUUUCCACCCUCUUUGCCGGGAGCAAAGGGAAAGGGACAUUUUCCAGCGACACAACCCCUUUCACCCUGCCCUGCAGCUUGGCUCCUGCCUUUGGUCAGCGGCUCUCGCCUUUAUUUAUUCUAUUUAUUUAUUUAUUGGUUCUCAAGACUCGAGGGGAUGGUAGCAGAGCGCGCCCGCAGAGCGGCAGCCGCCGGUGCCCGCGGCCCUGGGGAGCUGGGCGCACCCGGGACGGUGACGCUGGCUGUGGCGCCCGUGGAGCGCUGCGCGCGGCUGCCGAGCCCGGGGUCGUGCGGGUUGCUGGCACUGGCCCUCUGCUCGCUGGCGCUCAGCCUGCUUGCCCACUUUCGGACUGCGGACCUGCAGGCCCGGGUGCUGCGCCUGGAAGCGGAGCGUGGGGAACAGCAAAUGGAGCCGGCUAUUUUGGGACGAGUCAACCAACUGCUGGAUGAGAAAUGGAAACUCCACUCUCGCAGGCGCCGGGAGGCCCCGAAGACGUCUCCAGGGUGUCACUGCCCUCCAGGACCUCCUGGUCCCAUUGGAAGACCUGGCCUCCCAGGGGACAAAGGUGCCAUUGGAAUGCCUGGACGUGUGGGCGCCCCAGGAGAUGCCGGGAUGUCCAUCAUCGGUCCCCGCGGCCCCCCUGGUCAGCCGGGCACUCGAGGUUUUCCUGGAUUUCCGGGUCCCAUUGGGCUAGAUGGCAAACCGGGCCAACCCGGACCAAAAGGGGAGAUGGGCCUGACGGGUCCCCGAGGACAGCCGGGACCUCAAGGACAAAAAGGAGAAAAGGGUCAGUGUGGAGAGUACCCACACCGGGAGUACCUAAGCAGCACUCUAGCAGCUCUGCGCUCCAACCAGAUAAUUACCCUGAAGCUGCUGCCUCUCCUCAAUUCAGUGCGACUGGCUCCACCCCCAGUCAUAAAAAGGCGGACCUUCCAGGGUGAACAGGGCCAGGCCGGCAUCCAAGGCCCACCAGGGCCACCAGGCCCCCCUGGACCAAGUGGACCUCUGGGGCAUCCAGGACUUCCGGGGCCCAUGGGGCCACGUGGCUUCCCUGGGCCUCCUGGGCCUCCUGGACCAAAGGGAGACCCGGGAAUUCAGGGCUACCACGGCCGGAAGGGUGAGCCAGGGACCCCAGGAGCCAAGGGUGAGAAGGGAGCUGCAGGCUCCCCUGGGCUACUUGGCCUCCUGGGGCAGAAGGGGGAGAAAGGCGAUGCUGGCAACUCCAUUGGAGGAAACAGAGGGGAGCCCGGCCCUCCAGGGCUCCCUGGACCCCCAGGGCCAAAGGGAGAAGCUGGUGUCGAUGGCCAGGUCGGUCCCCCAGGACGGCAGGGAGACAAGGGGGAGCCUGGAGCAGCUGGAGAACAGGGACCAGCUGGCCCCAAGGGCUCCAAGGGAGAACCAGGGAAAGGAGAGAUGGUGGAUUACAAUGCAAACAUCAACGAGGCUCUCCAGGAGAUCCGGACACUGGCCUUGAUCGGACCCCCUGGUCUUCCGGGGCAAAUCGGCCCACCUGGAACUCCAGGGAUCCCAGGCCAGAAGGGGGAGAUUGGACUUCCAGGCCCUCCAGGACACGAUGGGGAAAAGGGACCACGAGGCAAACCAGGAGACAUGGGCCCCCCUGGUCCCCAAGGCCCCCCAGGAAAGCCUGGGCCUGCAGGAAUAAAGGGAGAAGAUGGACACCCGGGGAGCCUGGGAGAGAAGGGGGAGAAAGGGGAGACAGGGCAGGCAGGCCCGCCGGGAGAAAAAGGAGAACCCGGGGAGAAAGGUGACCCAGGAGUGGAGGUUCCUGGGCUACCAGGGCCAGAGGGGCCUCCUGGACCUCCGGGGCUCCAAGGCAUUCCUGGACCAAAGGGAGAAGCAGGACUAGAUGGAGCAACAGGAGAGAAGGGUGUCCAGGGAGAAAAAGGAGACCGAGGUCCUCUGGGAUUACCCGGAGCUUCAGGUUUGGACGGCAGGCCUGGGCCACCGGGUACUCCAGGACCAAUUGGAGUUCCAGGCCCAGCGGGACCAAAGGGCGAGAGGGGCAGCAAAGGCGACCCUGGGAUGACAGGACCAACGGGAGCAGCUGGGCUUCCUGGUUUACAUGGACCACCCGGGGACAAAGGAAACCGGGGGGAGAGGGGGAAGAAAGGCUCUAGAGGGCCUAAAGGGGAUAAGGGAGACCAAGGAGCGCCUGGAUUAGAUGCCCCCUGUCCAUUGGGUGAAGAUGGCUUACCAGUCCAGGGCUGCUGGAAUAAGUGAUGCCUCUAAGCUGGGAUUGGCCUGUGUGUGUUUUUGUACAUAGAAUAUUUAUUUUUAUACAGUUUUCACUUUUUGAAAAUGCCAGAAGUAUGAUGCAUCUUACAGAUUACUAAAAAAAGAAAAACCUGCGUAUUUUGUACAGAAAAAUACCAACCUCUUACCUUUUGUUUACAAGAUGUUUUGUAUAAGUCCGCGACUCUAAUACACUUUUUGUUUGUGAUAACGGUCA